Molecule: messenger RNA, 826 nt
Organism: Sinocyclocheilus rhinocerous
Lineage: Eukaryota; Metazoa; Chordata; Actinopteri; Cypriniformes; Cyprinidae
Product: granzyme K-like
Exons: 5
Coding region: 41-814 (257 amino acids)
Biological process (GO): proteolysis
Molecular function (GO): serine-type endopeptidase activity
Source: RefSeq, a predicted model, not a curated record
AGACACAUUUUGACUUUUGGCUGAGAGAACAGGCAGCAAGAUGGAUGUUCACAGAUAUUUGAUUGUGUAUUACUUCCUGGCAUUCACCUUCUUCAAAUUGGCAGAUUGCUCUGAGGUGUCCAUUGUUGGAGGCAAAGAUGUCAAAAAACGUCAACCCUGGAUGGUGUCCAUUCAGAAGGACCAGAUCCAUGUGUGUGGAGGAAUCCUGAUUCAAGACCAGUGGCUUUUAACUGCAGCACAUUGCCAAAGAAAACCCAUUACAUCGGUGACAGUUCUGGUAGGAUCUCUGUCUCUGAGUAAAGGCACUCAGCGUGUCGGCAUCCUCAGUUACGAGUACCCUAAAACAUUCAAUGUAAAGACUAAACAAGAUGACAUCAUGCUCAUUAAGCUAAGCAAAAAAGUGAAAGCGAAACCUAAAAAAAUCCCUAAAAAGGAACAAGACGUUCCACCUGGAACAAAAUGUGUUGUGACAGGUUGGGGAACCACUGAUUCUAAAGUCAUGAAACCUUCUGAUAAACUGCAAAUGUUAGAGGUGACAGUGGUGGACAGGGACUUGUGCAACUGCUACUACAACAGAGAUCCUGUGAUCACCAAAGACAUGCUGUGUGCCGGAAACAAGCAAGAAAACAGAGGCAUCUGUUGGGGAGAUUCCGGUGGAUCACUGCACUGUAAGAAAAACAUAGUUGGAGUGGUAUCAGGGUCAAGAGAAUGCGGUGAUCCCAAGGAACCAACUGUGUACACUUUUCUUUCUGAAAGACAUAUCCGCUGGAUCAAUAACACACUGAAAAAGCAAUUCAACAGCACAACCUUUUAAGAAGCUAACAUU